Galleria mellonella (greater wax moth) is the source of this 2905-nucleotide messenger RNA. RefSeq lists its product as uncharacterized. Bases 285 to 836 code for a protein of 183 amino acids. The record is from RefSeq and is a predicted model, not a curated record. NCBI's taxonomy places the organism in Eukaryota, Metazoa, Arthropoda, Insecta, Lepidoptera, Pyralidae. The transcript has 5 exons.
GGGUUACUACUAAACCAAGCUCAGACUGACGAACGAUCUUUGAGAGACGGACGGCUCUAUCGCACAGCUUGUGCGGGAUUAUUACGCGCUGCGCGGUAUUUACUCUGUGUAAUCAAUGGAUUUUAUUAUUUUUUAAUUAAUUGUGUCUUGUAAAGUUAAUUGUGUACAGCCAAGUGUUAUUGUGACUUCUUUCCCGCCAAGAAGUUAUGAGGAGAUAAACUAUCAAUAUAACGAUAACGAAGUCUUCUAUCAUCUAUUUGAAGCGAUAGUUAUAAGAAGUAACAAUGAAACGACUACAAAAAUGCUGUUGCUGUGCAUCAACGCGCACCGGUACCUUGAUCACCGCAGUGUUGGGGAUCAUUCUAUCCAUUGCGACUAUUAUAACAGUAUGGGUUGUCGAGAAACACAAAGUAUCCUUCAGCACAUUCAUAUUUGAUGAUGAUUUUGAUAAAAAACUUUCAGAUUUAGACAUUCCGAGAAUUAUACUAACAUUGAACCUGUGUUUUACAAUUUUAAUAUGCUCGCUUCUUAUCGUAGCUGUUCUUAAGAGACGCUCGUGGUUGAUGCUACCAUGGGUGGUGUUGGGUAUUGUAUUAGCUAUAGGACUGUUAAUUAGCGUGCUUCACACCUCCAUUACAUACUACCUCAUGGAGGACAAAACUGAAGAAAAAGAAGAACAUCGCGGUCAUGUCGUAUUGGCCACUGCUAUACUCAUCGGAGGACUUAUAUACUUAUGUUUAUAUUUAUACUUGUGGGCAGUAGUCUUCAGCCACUAUUUGGAUGUGCGUGAUGAAGAGGAACGUGGAAGAUAUCGCAAAGCUCCGUAUCGUAGAUAAAGUACAAAUAAGUCACAUUCUCACAUAAUGAUUAUCAAUAGCAUCAUAUGAAGUAUGAUCUCGAUGUGUUCAUUAUAAAGUCAGCGCACGUAAAUACACGCAAAUUAGACUGAUAGGUUUUUAAACCUUAAAUUUAAAACACCGUAAAACUUUACAAAUGUUAUAAGUAAUAUAUAAUAUACUUAAAUUAUUGUAUAUAUUAUGGACCAAGGGUACUGAAGACAUUAUACAGAAUGCUAGGCUAAUAUAAAUAACAAAAUCGAAUCAGGCUGAAUAUGCCAAUUAUAAGUCUGACUCUACAUGUUGUCUCAAAGUUCUCGACGUAACAAACAUACCACAACUAAGGGAACUGGGCUACUUCUUUUGACACCAUCUUAGAGUUCAGUAGGCGUCCACUAAUAUUUUAUAAUAAAAUUAUAAUGAAGUGAAGUGAUCGCCAGUGUAUCUUAGAUGCAAUAUAUAUUUUUAUUAUUUUGUUCGAUCAAUAAUAAACAUUAUUCAUAAAACCAAAAUAAUUUAAUUAUGUAAAUUAAUCUAAUAUAUAAUAUUGCUCCUUUAUUUUGCAAACUGUCCGAAUAAUAUCAAUAAUGUCAUAUUAAGCACUCGGUUCAUAAUAUAUCCUAAUAAUAAAAGCGCAAGGAUUGCAUUGUUGUUCUUUCAUCUGAAGCGUGAAUAGGUUAACUAUUUGCAAAGAAAGUAUCGAUACUUUUGAAUUAAUACUCGGAGUUAAAUAAUAAUAUAAUAAUCUUUUUAUGGAUGAUGACAGAUUGAGACACCCACCUCUGCUAAUGGUAUAUGAUCAAUGUAGAAUGGAAUAAUUAGAUCAGUUGGCUGUUAUGGUGAAAUUUCUUAAGAACCACAACGGCCUUUAAAGAGAAUUUUUUUAUCAAAGACCGUGUACAUCUAAUGACUAUAACUUCUAUCGAUGACAACCACCGUGAUCAUUGAUCAUAUGUGGACAUUUUUAAUUGACUCCAUGAAGAAGUUUUUUAUUUAAUAUCUUAUUAUAUUAGACCGGCAUCGUAUUAACAACUUCCCUGGUGUUGUUAGUGUCCAUAAACUGCGAUAAGCACUUACUAUCUAGUAAACCGUAUGAUUGUGUGUCGCCAUUUCACAUAAAAAAGUCAGAAGAUUGUUCUCUAAAUUCUUUUGCAAUCGAUAGGGUUUACUCUAACACGGUCACGAUAGAAGUCAAGUCUAUGGUACUUAUGGAACAAAAUAUUUAAAACUGAUAGAUUAUAAAACAAUGGACUCGGCAGUAAUCAUACGGUUAUUAUUAAAAUUUAUUAUAAUUAAUUUUAAUCAUCGGUAAUAUCAUAACAUGCAUUAUAAUUAUUCUAAGGUUCUGGUUUCAGCUAUGAAUUAUAAAAUCGAAUACCGAUGAAUUUUUUAAUAAUUUACCGAUCAGAGAUCAAUAAUAUUUAUUGCCAUUAAAAGUAAUUUCAAACUUUUUUGUUUUUAAAUUAUUUUAAUAAAGAUAUUAAUUCCUAAUAAUGUAAAAUAUUAUUGAAAUAAACAGUUAUUAGAUCUAUUCAUAUUAUAAAUGUAUUCAGUAUUAACUGAUAAUAAAAAUUUGAGCCUCCAUUAAAUGUGUGCCUUAUAAAUAUAUGUCUAAUGUAUUUAAAGAAAAAAUAAAUAAAUAAAAUCCAUAUUUUGCAGAAAUUUUCCAUAUUUAUAACUUAAUUUUAAGCUUUAAUUAAAUUUUAUUAUAAAUUUGUGUCUAUUUUUCUCUAAGUUUGAGGGACGAUCCUAAAAAAAUAUUGUAAAUACCUGUAAAGUUUGUAAUGUAAAAGAGCACCUGUCUGUAGUCACUAUUCCAUGUUAUAAAAAUAUAGAUCUGAACUUAGGGACUUCGUAAGGAAUAAAUUAAUAAAUGUUAUUUAUGAACCUGUUACACCUUGGACGAGUCCAUUAGAUUAUGUUGUUUUAUAUCUAAUCAAUUAGAAUAGAUAUAAGUUACCAGAUAAAAUUCUUUUAACAAUGUAUAUUUUAAUUUAUUUACUUAUAAUAUAUAUUCUUUUAUACGUCUGUAAUGUGCAUAUAAAAUUUUAAUAAAUGUUUAGAUAUAA